Molecule: messenger RNA, 1689 nt
Organism: Fusarium sp. VM40
Lineage: Eukaryota; Fungi; Ascomycota; Sordariomycetes; Hypocreales; Nectriaceae
Source: the annotation of a GenBank genome assembly
AUGCCUUCUCAGGCCAACGAAAACGAUCCUCUCUUGUCCGGGUCUGGUCACGACCGCUCCGAAGACCAUGCUCAUAGCAAGGCCGCCCGGAACUCGCGACUACGCGAAAUCGGCCUUUUUGUUUGGGCUUUGAUCGCUACUGCAGCUGUUAUUGUCAUUGCGAUUUGGACUCAGCAUGCGCAGCAGACCAAGCAUGACCAUAACACACCUGCGGCGAAGCGAAAUCUCGUCUUUAUGGUGUCUGACGGCAUGGGUCCUGCGCCUCUGUCUUUGACGCGCAGCUUUAGACAGCACGUUGAAGACCUUCCCUUUGGCGAUACCCUCACUCUCGACAAGCACUUCUGGGGCUCAAGCAGGACUCGCUCCAGCAGCUCCCUCGUCACAGACAGCGCUGCUGGUGCCACUGCUUUCUCCUGCGGCAAGAAGACCUACAACGGUGCUAUUUCUACCCUACCAAACCACGAUCCUUGCGGAACUGUCCUAGAAGCUGCCAAGCGCGCUGGAUAUCACACUGGUCUUGUCGUCACAACAAAGAUUGAGGAUGCCACCCCUGCCUGUUUCAACUCGCACGUUAUUCUCCGAGAAAUGGAAGAUGAGAUCGCUCUUCAGCAGAUCGGAGAGGGCGUUUUGGGCCGAACCGUGGACCUCAUGCUUGGUGGUGGCCGAUGCAACUUCCUGCCCAACAGCACAGAGGGCAGCUGCCGCGCCGAUGACACAGACGUGAUCAAGAUCGCAAAGGAGAAGCACAACUGGUCUUACACCGACAACCGCGCUGGUUUUGACGCUCUCAAGGGCGGUAAUAACGUCAAGCUGCCUUUCCUCGGACUGUUUGCCUCGAGUGAUAUCCCCUUCGAGAUUGACCGCCGAAACCACAACGACGUCUAUCCCUCACUGAGCGAGAUGGCCAAGACUGCUCUUCGCGCUCUUGAGAAAGCCACUGAGAAGAGUGACAAGGGCUUCUUCAUCAUGAUUGAGGGUAGCCGAAUCGACCAUGCUGGCCACAUUAACGACCCUGCCGCCCAGGUCCAUGAGGUUCUUGAGUACGACAAGACCUUCCAGGCUGUUCUCGACUUCAUCAAGCAGAGCAAGACUGAGACUGUUCUUGUCGCAACCAGCGAUCAUGAAACCGGAGGUCUCGCCACUGCGAUUCAGGAACCCGGUCACCUCCCUGUCUAUAACUGGUACCCCAAGGUCCUUGCCAACGCAACUGCUUCGGCCGAGUGGCUCCAAGCCAAGCUGAAUGCCCACAUCGCAUCCAACUCCAACUCCAAGAAGGACAAGGAGAAGCUCAAGAAGUACAUCAAUGAGGAGCUCAUUGUCAAGGGUCUCGGUAUUUCCGACGCCUCCGACAAGGAGAUCACCACUAUUGCUGAGAACCCUGCGGUCGCAUUGGUUCUCUUCUCCGCUCUUAUUUCCCUGCGCGCCCACGUUGGCUGGAGCACCCACGGCCACACCGCCGUCGACGUCAACAUCUACAGCUCCGGCGGUCCCCGAACGGAGAACAUCCGCGGCAACGUCGAGAACACAGAUGUUGGCAAGUAUCUCCGCGAGUAUCUCGAGGUUGAUGUCGAUGCCAUUACUGAGGAGCUCAUGGAGAAGAUGAGCAAGGUCAACGUCCAGGAUGCCGGUAUGGAGGCCCUUGAUGAAGUGUGGGCUCUUGGAGACAAGUACCACGCUAUUAAUGUCUGA